GGGCAGGACCCGGAAGUGAGGGCUACGAGGCCUCUCUGGAAGUUGUCCCGGGUGUUUGCAGCUGGAGCUCCGGGUCGAUAGGACGAGGUACAGCUGCCAGGAGGAUCAUCGGCUGCUGCUGGCUCCCGGAGCCCAGCCCUUUCCUCUCCUAGCCCAGCCCAGCCCAAUUCCAGCCACCAACGCCUGCCCCUGCUGUGGACUCCAGCGUUACCAUGAAUCCUGCGGUCUUCCUAUCUUUAUCCGACCUCAGAUGCUCCCUGCUGCUCCUGGUAACUUGGGUUUUUACUCCUGUAACAACUGAAAUAACAAGUCUUGAUACAGAAAAUAUAGAUGAAAUUUUAAACAAUGCUGAUGUUGCUUUAGUAAAUUUUUAUGCUGACUGGUGUCGUUUCAGCCAGAUGUUGCAUCCAAUUUUUGAGGAAGCUUCUGAUGUUAUUAAGGAAGAAUAUCCAAAUCAAAAUCAAGUAGUGUUUGCCAGAGUUGAUUGUGAUCAGCACUCUGAUAUAGCCCAGAGAUACAGGAUAAGCAAAUACCCAACCCUCAAAUUGUUUCGUAAUGGGAUGAUGAUGAAGAGAGAAUACAGGGGUCAGCGAUCAGUGAAAGCACUUGCAGAUUACAUCAGGCAACAAAAAAGUGAUCCCGUUCAAGAAAUGCUGAACUUAGAAGAAAUCACUACUCUUGAUCGCAGCAAAAGAAAUAUCAUUGGAUUUUUUGAGCAAAAAGAUUCAGCCAACUAUAAAGUUUUUGAAAGGGUAGCAAGUAUUUUGCACGAUGAUUGUGCCUUCCUGUCUGCAUUUGGGGAUGUUUCAAAACCAGAACGAUAUAGUGGAGACAGCAUAAUCUACAAGCCGCCAGGGCGUUCUGCUCCGGAUAUGGUGUACUUGGGGUCUAUGACAAAUUUCGACUUGACUUACAAUUGGAUUCAGGAUAAAUGUGUUCCUCUUGUCCGUGAAAUAACAUUUGAAAAUGGAGAGGAGUUGACAGAAGAAGGACUGCCUUUUCUCAUACUCUUCCACAUGAAAGAGGAUACAGAGAGUUUGGAAAUAUUCCAAAAUGAAGUUGCCCGGCAAUUAAUAAGUGAAAAAGGUACAAUAAACUUUUUACAUGCAGAUUGUGACAAAUUUAGACAUCCUCUUCUGCAUAUACAGAAAACUCCAGCAGAUUGCCCUGUUAUAGCCAUUGACAGCUUUAGGCACAUGUAUGUUUUUGGAGACUUCAAUGAUGUAUUAAUUCCAGGCAAACUGAAGCAAUUUGUAUUUGACUUACAUUCUGGAAAACUCCACAGAGAAUUUCAUCAUGGACCUGACCCGACGGAUACAGCCCCAGGAGAGCAAACCCAAGAUGUAGCAAGCAGUCCGCCGGAGAGCUCCUUCCAGAAACUAGCACCCAGUGAAUAUAGGUACACUUUAUUGAGGGAUCGAGAUGAGCUUUAAAAACUUGAAAACCAGUUUGCAAGCCUUUCAACAGCAGCAUCAACUUACAUGGUGGAAAUAGUAGACCUAUAUUUUCAUAAUUCUAUGUGUAUUUUUAUUUUGAAUAAACUGAAAGAAGUUUUGGGUUUUUAAUUUUUUUCUCCCCCUGACUCAAAAUGCAUUGUCAUUUAACAUAGCCUCUUUUAAAAAUCUAGUAGGGUUCCAAGAAAGAAAUAAAAACCAGAGGCCUAUUUUUGUUUUGAAUUGUCCUGAAAAUGUUUAUAAAUGAAGUGAAAGGUGACAUUGCCAGAAACAUACCAUUAACUUGCACUACGAGGGUAGGGAGGACUUAGGGGAUGUUUCCUGUGUAGUCUGUGCUUUUCUUUCUUUUCUUAUGAUCAGUUCUGUUGGUAUUCUCAUUAUCAUAUUUCUGAAAGCUAAGGAUACUUGGGAGGGGAAUAAAUUAAAAUUUUCACACUGUG
Molecule: messenger RNA, 1894 nt
Organism: Octodon degus (degu)
Lineage: Eukaryota; Metazoa; Chordata; Mammalia; Rodentia; Octodontidae
Gene: Erp44
Product: endoplasmic reticulum protein 44
Exons: 12
Coding region: 213-1433 (406 amino acids)
Source: RefSeq, a predicted model, not a curated record